Neoarthrinium moseri is the source of this 897-nucleotide messenger RNA. RefSeq lists its product as uncharacterized. The record is from RefSeq and is a predicted model, not a curated record. The transcript is spliced from 3 exons. NCBI's taxonomy places the organism in Eukaryota, Fungi, Ascomycota, Sordariomycetes, Amphisphaeriales, Apiosporaceae. Bases 1 to 897 code for a protein of 298 amino acids.
AUGGAUCCUCCUACGAAGUAUAAGCCGCGACGAGGGGUGCUUGGCAACCCUCUGUACAUUGCCAUUCCCAUCCUGAUCGGUCUCUUCUUCACGCGAUCACCAUACAUGACCAUGACGGCUACCACACCCACCGAGGGCAAGCCGUGGGCAGAUGCCCCGAUCAAGCUUAUCACCACUCCGCAGUAUGAGACCAAACAGACCGAUAUAUUUACCACCGGUGCGACGCACAUGGCCUUGCUGCAUAACGCAAUCUUUCGGGGCUACAACUCGAUCUACCAACAAGCUCCCCACGUGAAGCCCGAAGACAAGAGCGACUUUGUUGGAUACUCGUUGACGUGGCACAAGUUUGUCAAGUCGCAUCAUGACGAUGAGGAAGAGAACCUAUUCACCAAGGUUGAAGAGGUUCUGGGGGAUAAGAACAUCUGGGCUGAGACUCUCAAGGAACACGAAGCCUUCCUCGGCGGCCUCGUGGAGUUCCACUCAUACUUGACCUCCCUCAAGUCCCACCAGGAUUUCUCUGGGACUGAACUGCAACGCAUCAUGUCAAGCUUCCAAGAGCCCUUCGAUUCACACUUCCACCACGAGAUCGCAACGAUUGCGGCAUUGAAGGACCACUCAAAUGCCCCCAAGCCAGGCUCACCAGAAGAGGCCAAGGCUUCGGCGACCUUCAAGACUUGGGGCAAAAAGACAGUCACUCAGGCCGGGACUCUCGAUGUAGUUCCAUUCUUCCUGUUGAACCUAGACGGCACCAGGGAAGAUGGCAUGUGGGCAAAUUGGCCCCCUAUCCCGGCACCCAUCAAGUGGGGGCUCGUCAAUAUUGGCGGUGCUUAUUACAGCAGUUGGUGGAAGUUUAGCUCUUGCUCCAAUGGCAAGCCAAAGGAGUUGUAUGCACUAUAA